CCUUCAAAUUAUCCACCACCUUCAUACCCUGUUGCUAUUUGAUUCUUGCUCUUUGUUUUUGCAAAAAGGAAUUUUUUUCCUUCUUCUUUCGUCAUAUAUAUAUAUAUAUAUAUACACACACAUUAUUAUUAUUCUUUGCUUACCUAUAUUCAUGACUGCUAUUCUCAACAAAGCACGCAUAAUCUGCACCGAGCAUUUGCUCAAUACUCGGCCUACCUCCCUCAAUAAAUACAGCAAAAAAUGGCAUUUGGCUUUUGGCACGAUCUACUGCUCAAGAAUUCUGUUUUCGGUCGUCAGGAAUCAUAAUUCCAAGGUUUCGCCCAUUCCUGAUCAUGUCUGUCUUACAAUUCCUCCAGAAAAUGGUUGUUUCAAAAUUGAUGAGACCACUCUCACCGACAUUGUGAAGGAGAAAAAGCUUGGGAAGCUUCAGAUACUUGGCGGGGUGAAUGGGGUGGCUUCUUCCCUUCAAACCAGCCCGGAUAGUGGAAUCAAUGGCGGUGCUGAGGACAUUGCUCACCGACAUGAGGCAUUUGGUUCUAACACCUACAAAAAACCACCAUCAAAGCGUUUCUUUCAUUUUGUGCUGGAGGCUUUCAAAGAUCUCAUAAUUUUGAUCCUGCUCGGCUGCGCCGCACUUUCUCUUGGUUUUGGCAUCAAGGAGCAUGGCUUGAAAGACGGUUGGUACGAUGGUGGGAGUAUUUUCGUGGCUGUUUUUCUGGUCAUUAGCGUCUCUGCUAUCAGCAACUACAGACAGAACAGAGAGUUUGAUAAAUUGUCUAGAGUCAGCAACAACAUCCAAAUUGAUGUCAUCAGAGGCGGCAGGCGGCAACAGAUUUCAAUAUUUGAUAUCGUGGUCGGAGAUAUUGUUUGCCUGAAAAUCGGGGAUCAGGUUCCAGCUGAUGGGUUGUUCUUGGAUGGACAUUCUCUGCAGACAGAUGAAUCCAGCAUGACAGGGGAGAGCGACCAUGUUAAGGUGAAUUCAAAGAAAAAUCCGUUCUUGAUUUCUGGUACCAAGGUGGUUGAUGGGUACGCCCAGAUGCUUGUCACUUCUAUUGGAAUGAACACGACCUGGGGCCAGAUGAUGAGCCACGUGACGAGCGAUAAAAACGAGCAGACGCCACUACAAGUCCGGUUAAACAAGCUAACGUUGGCAAUAGGUAUGGUCGGUUUGGCAGUGGUUUUCUUGGUUCAUGUAGUUUUGUUGGUUCGUUACUUGACCGGCAACACAACAGAUGAGAAUGGAAAUACAGAGUUCAAUGGAAGCAGCACAAACACCGAUGAUAUAAUAGAUACUGUGGUGGGGAUAGUUGCUUGUGCCGUUAAAAUCGUCGUUGUUGCUAUCCUAGAAGGGUUACCGUUGGCCGUUACGCUGACUUUGGCUUAUUCAAUGAAGAAAAUGAUGGCGGAUCAGGCGAUGGUCCGAAAGCUUUCCGCCUGUGAAACUAUGGGGUCUGCCACCACAAUUUGCACUGGCAAAGCAGGUACUCUUACACUUAAUCUGAUGAAGGUUACAAAGUUUUGGCUGGGGAAGGAAACCAUGGAUGAAGCUUCUUCUUCAAUUUCUUCAUUUGUUGUUAACUUGAUUCAUCAAGGAGUUUCUCUGAACACAACCGGAAGUGUUUACAGAGGUUCUUCAGGGUCGAGAUUUGAAUUCUCUGGAAGUCCAAUGGAAAAGGCAAUUCUUUCUUGGGCUGUUCAGGAGAUGAGGAUGGAUAUGGAGGAAAUGAAGAGGAAUUUCACAAUUCUCUUUGUGGAAGCGUUCAAUUCUCAAAAGAAAAGGGUUGGAGUUUUGAUCAAGAAAAAUGAAGAUAACACAAUUUAUGUUCAUUGGAAAGGAGUAGCAGAAAUGAUUCUGGCUAUGUGCUCAAGCUACUAUGAUGCUUCAGGAGUUCUGAAAGAUCUUAAUGGAGAAGAAAGGAUGGAAUUCAAGAAAAUUAUUCAGGGAAUGGAGGCAAGCAGUCUCCAGUGCAUUGCUUUUGCUCACAAACAAGUUGCAGAAACAGAGGAAGAAAAUGUGAAAGAGAAGAAAAAGCUUAAAGAGGAAAACUUGACCUUGUUGGGACUUGUAGGUAUCAAGGGUCCAUGUCAGUCAGGGGUGAAGAAGGCGGUGGAGGCCUGUCAGUCUGCCGGAGUGAACAUCAAGAUGAUUACUGGCGACAAUGUCUUCACAGCAAGAGCUAUUGCCACUGAAUGUGGGAUUCUUCGACCGAGUCAGGACAUGGAUAGUGGAGUCGUUGUGGAAGGCGAGGAAUUCCGAAGCUAUACCCCAAAAGAGAGGAUGGAGAAGGUGGAGAAGAUAUGCGUUAUGGCAAGAUCGUCUCCUUUUGACAAACUUCUCAUGGUACAAUGCUUGAAAGAGAAAGGGCAUGUAGUUGCAGUCACUGGGGAUGGUACCGAUGAUGCUCCAGCACUCAAAGAAGCUGACAUUGGAUUGUCAAUGGGAAUUCAAGGAUCGAAAAUUGCGAAAGAGAGCUCCGAUAUUGUCAUCUUGGAUGACAAAUUUGCUUCCGUGGCCACCGCUCUGAAGUGGGGUAGAUGUGUUUACACCAACAUACAGAAAUUCAUUCAAUUCCAGUUGACAGUAAAUGUCGCCGCUCUGGUGAUCAAGUUCAUGGCAACCAUUUCUGCAGGAGAAGUUCAUCUAACGACCGUUCAGUUUUUGUGGGUGAACUUGAUCAUGGACACAUUGGGUGCUUUGGCUUUGGCUACAGAGAAGCCCACCAAGGAGUUGAUGAAGAAGCCACCUGUUGGCCGCACAGAGCCACUGAUUACCAAUAUCAUGUGGAGGAACCUCUUAGCUCAAGCUUUUUACCAGGUUGCAGUAGUCUUGAUCCUACAAUUCAGAGGACAAUCAAUCUUCAGUGUGACUAAAGCAGUGAAUGACACCAUGAUCUUCAACACUUUUGUGCUCUGCCAAGUUUUCAAUGAAUUCAACGCAAGGGAGCUGGAGAAGAAGAAUGUGUUCAAGGGUAUUCAUAAGGACAAGCUGUUUUUAAGGAUAGUCGGGAUGACCAUUGUUCUUCAAGUGGUGAUGGUGGAGUUUCUAAAGUGGUUUGCAGGUAAAGAGAGGUUGAAUUGGAGACAAUGGGGCAUCUGCAUCGCCAUGGCUGCUGUCUCUUGGCCCGUUGGCUGGAUCGUCAAGUGCAUACCAGUGCCAGAGAGACCUGUUUUCAGCUAUCUCAAGUGGAAGAAACACACAUAAUACUUCCAAAUUUCAAUAUUAUUUCAUUAAUUCAUGAAAUUUCUACAUGCAUAUCUUGUAAUUUGUUUCAAAUUUCUCCUUUUUGUCUGUAUAGACUAUAAUUCAUUCAUUUUUUAAAUUUCUGCAUAGAUAUCUUGUAAUUUGAUUCGCAUUCUCCUCCAUCCUAUUUGUGUAGAUUAUAUAUGAUAUGUUUCUUACAUAUUAUAAAAUAACCUGAUUCUU
This is a messenger RNA of Rubroshorea leprosula, 3424 nucleotides long. The record is from the annotation of a GenBank genome assembly. NCBI's taxonomy places the organism in Eukaryota, Viridiplantae, Streptophyta, Magnoliopsida, Malvales, Dipterocarpaceae.